This is a messenger RNA of Lytechinus variegatus (green sea urchin), 2188 nucleotides long. RefSeq names its product insulin-like growth factor-binding protein 7. Gene Ontology annotation, cellular component: extracellular region. Lineage: Eukaryota; Metazoa; Echinodermata; Echinoidea; Temnopleuroida; Toxopneustidae. Gene Ontology annotation, molecular function: insulin-like growth factor binding. Gene Ontology annotation, biological process: regulation of signal transduction; regulation of cell growth. The coding region runs from base 758 to 1753 and encodes 331 amino acids. The record is from RefSeq and is a predicted model, not a curated record. The transcript is spliced from 3 exons.
CCAUUCACAAAAUAUUAAACGUUCUAUAAAGUAGGAUCGCAUACUCCUGUUUUUAGGGCAAUUUUAUAAGGCAAUGUACCAUCCUACGAUCCAGUAUCCAAACAUUUAACUUUGUAAUUUUCCUUAACUUGAAAUCUUACACUCUAUACUGCCUGACGCUUCUUUUUGGUGACAUCAACGCAAGCUAGUGGCCUAUAACCCUUGAGGUCAGUAAGGUGAUCUCUAUCUAUACCAAACGUACGUGUUUCAGUCCUAUCCUUGGGUAUAACGUUGUGCAAACUUUUUCGGGAGUAUCCGUACUGACACAAUGGUAAAAUGCUUCUGAAAAAUGGAUUAAGCGAGUAGCCUAUCAUGUAUAGAGAGAUAUAACCGCCCUAAAUGUUCGAUCUAAUAUUGGGACUUUGCGUUAUUCUGAAAACAUGAAUAACUUUGAGUGAAUCCAAGAAUCUCGCAGAAAAGGCGCUGUUUCAUGUAGGUCUAUAAACAUAGACUCGGUCAAGAUGGAUUAUUCCAGGACUACACAGAAUAAUAGAUUCCUGAUGAGAUGACUGAUAUACACACUUUCCGUCUCUGUCUCACAUGUUUCUUUCUGUGAAUUGAUGCGAUGACCAAGAUGGCUGCGGGUGACCAGGAGUCCAGGUGACACUGAUCGAGGGUGUACCAACAUGGCGACCAAAACUGCCGUGGAUCCUGCCAUGAUACAACACAUGCUCAAAGUAGCACUAAGAGCUUCUGCAUCCAGACACGGAAAACAACGAUGGGGUACAUCAUCAUCUUGCGUGCAAUCUUAGUUCUUCAACUUUCAGUCACAGUUGUCAAUUCAUCACUGAUUUCGAACCAUGAAAACCAUGAUAAAGAAAGCCAUGCCUGUCAUCACGAACAUGGUGGAGCGGAUGGUUCUGGUUGUAACUGCAAAUGCCGUCAAUGUCCGGACGUCGUCGACCGCUGCCUCUACGGGACGAUCCCGGACACGCGCGAUCCAUGCCGAUGUUGCAACGUCUGCGCCAUCGGCGUCGGCGACUACUGCGACCCGGAUGACGACACCUUCACUGAAUACGAGGACUUCUUCUCAAAGUGGCAGACGAUGGGCACGGGGUUGAUUAUCAAUCCGAUGUCGUUGGUCCGAGACAAGACCAUGAAGAUGAAGCAUCGUUUUGGAAGAUGUGGAAACGACAUGCGAUGUCGGCCUGUCAAAGAAUUGCCGUGGAGAACGGCCGAUGUUGGCUCUAUGGCGGUGUACGUCUACCUACGAUCAAUUAUGGACGUCCGGGGUUCUAUCAAGACUGUUUGUGUGUGCAAGGACAGUGAGAUGGUGUGUGGAUCAGAUGGUAUCACCUACGACAAUCGAUGUUUGAUGAAGAAGGCAGGUACAGAGUCAAAGACGACGAUUACAGAAGUUGAACCUGGAAUGUGCAAAGGAGCCCCUAAAUUAGCUAUGCCGCCCUCUGAUGUUGUACUUCGCUCGGGAGAUCGCGCUCUUCUCCGCUGCCAGUUCGUCGCACAGCCCAUGCCGAAAGUCACUUGGAGACGAAAAGGGAGUCUUCAGCAACCAGCCAUUGAGGCUUUCAUCCCCGGCGACAAUGCCCGUUUCGUCGUCCACGAGCUCGGAGGACCAGAAAAAUUCAUGGUGACCACGAUACUCGACAUCCUGGACGUUAGCCUGGACGAUGCCGCUAUGUACGAAUGUCGAGGAAGCAAUAUGUACGGGACGACAUCGGGCACGGCGUCUGUGUUCGUUAAAGAUGGCGUUUGAUAAAGGAAUCGGAAGCCCAAUAGUGAUUUCAAGAGAAUCAUGAUUAAAAAUAAAACAAAUGAUGUUCUAAAUAUGGACUUCAGAGUUUAAUUCGACUUCAGAGCACUGUAACUUAUUGCGGCCAUGUACUAAGGCUUCUAAAGAAGAACUAAAACACUUUCGACAUGAUCAACGGAUUAUGCAAUUAGCGAAGCCCGUUGCUAUGUCAAAGUAUAUGUCGUAAUUGCUUUGCAUAGCCUCAUGUUGAAAAUUAUCAUAAACAUGAUAAAAUGACCUAACAGUGAUUAAAAUGCCGUGAAAUCUAUCUUGUGCAUUCAUGACUAUGUCACCGUGAAUUUACUGUCUGGUCUGUAUUUGAACAUAUAUGCUUCCAAGACCAUUUUUAAGGUCUGUAUUUUAUGAUAUAUUGAUAUUUCUUUGUGAAUAUCAUUCAAU